This is a messenger RNA of Musa acuminata AAA Group (dessert banana), 783 nucleotides long. RefSeq lists its product as uncharacterized. Lineage: Eukaryota; Viridiplantae; Streptophyta; Magnoliopsida; Zingiberales; Musaceae. The record is from RefSeq and is a predicted model, not a curated record. The transcript is spliced from 2 exons. The coding region runs from base 1 to 783 and encodes 260 amino acids.
AUGGCCCUCUACGGCACCUCCGAUGCAUUAAUGUGCUGGGCAUUCCCGACCACCCUGAGGGGACUGGCGCGAGCAUGGUUCAACCGGCUACGUCGAUCCUCGAGGCCACCUCAGACGCUAUCUCAGGGAACCCCAGGAAGUGACACUCUGCACCCCAAGGAACCCGUCGAAAGACAAAUCGACAUUAUCUCCGGGGGUCCUGCGACCGGUGGCAACAGCUCUACAACGAGAAAAGCCUAUACUAGUAGCACGAUCGAGAAGCAUCCCCGGCCUGAUCUUGAGCCUGAAAUCACCUUCAGGGCUGGAGAAGUCGAGCACUCCCACCAUAAUGAUGCAUUGAUGAUCUCCAUCCAGGUCACCAAUGCUCAAGUAAAAAGGGUGAUGGUCGACGCCGGGAGCUUCGCCGACGUUCUUUACUUCGACGCCUUCAGAAGGCUAGGCUUGACCGAGGGAGAUCUCACUCCCAUGGUGUCAGCACUCACAGGAUUCACGGGGGAUUCUAUAUCCCUGCUCGGGACUAUGGCCCUCCCUGUCACCAUUGGGGAGAAACCGAGAGUGAAGACAAUGAUACCCACGUUUAUGGUGGUCAAUUUGCCCUCGGCUGACAACAUCAUCCUCGGUCGACCGACGCUGAACAAGUUAAAGGUGGUGGUUUCCACUUACCACCGGGCCAUUAAGUUUCUGACCUCGGUGGGGAUCGGGGAGGCCCGAAGCGACCCGGGGGAGUCAAGGCGGUGCUAUCUCACGGCGGUUAUUCUCCUGGGAAAAUUGCACCCCGCUUAG